Messenger RNA from Arabidopsis thaliana (thale cress), 771 nucleotides. RefSeq names its product GLYCINE RICH PROTEIN 9 (gene GRP9). NCBI's taxonomy places the organism in Eukaryota, Viridiplantae, Streptophyta, Magnoliopsida, Brassicales, Brassicaceae. Bases 97 to 561 code for a protein of 154 amino acids. The transcript is spliced from 2 exons. The record is from RefSeq and is marked reviewed.
CUAUUCUGUUCGUUUCUAUAAAUAGAGGGCAUGCAACGUAACAUAUUACUCAUCACUUACUUAACAUACUAAGAGAGUUAUUAGAACUUGCAAAAAAUGGCUUCCAAGGCUUUGAUUCUGUUAGGUCUCUUCUCAGUUCUUCUCGUCGUCUCCGAAGUGUCUGCCGCAAGGCAAUCGGGCAUGGUGAAGCCAGAGAGUGAGGAAACUGUGCAACCUGAAGGUUAUGGCGGUGGCCACGGAGGACAUGGUGGUCACGGAGGGGGAGGAGGCCACGGACAUGGAGGACACAACGGAGGAGGGGGCCACGGACUUGACGGAUACGGAGGAGGUGGAGGACACUAUGGAGGAGGUGGAGGACACUACGGAGGAGGUGGAGGACACUACGGAGGAGGUGGAGGACACUACGGAGGAGGUGGAGGACACUACGGAGGAGGUGGUGGAGGACACGGAGGUGGAGGACACUACGGAGGUGGUGGAGGAGGAUACGGAGGUGGAGGAGGACACCACGGAGGAGGAGGCCACGGGCUAAACGAACCUGUUCAGACUAAGCCGGGUGUUUAAAACUAUAUAAUAUCUUCACUACCAUGCAUGAUUGCAUAUAUAUAUAUACGCUUAUGUAUUAUCUAUAUGCCUAUAAAUAAACCAUGGUGAGUUUGUAACGCAGUGCCUUCAGAAAUGUUCGGAAUAAAUUUCCAUAAUAUUAGUAUAAUGUCUCUCUGUUUGAAUUAUAAACUGCGCUGUUUGCAUAAUAAAAUCUCUUGUAGCUAGGUC